AUCCAUCACAUAUCUCAGCUGACAAAGCCCAUAUAACUGUUGAAGAAGAGCCUCCAAACCUACCUUUGAUUCCUUCACCCCCAUAGACAACAACUAUUCACCCUUUUUCGACCCUCUUACACCCUUCGCCUUCCUUCUUCUUUCCAUCAUUUCUCCGAACACUGAGUGAAAAAUCCCAUCCUCUUCUUUGUAAUUACCCUCGAUUUGGAUUUGGGAAAUCCCCCAGUCAAACUCUCUUUUUUCUAUUUCCUAUAUCAUUUCAUGAUUUUGUGUGAUUUUUAACCAAAACCCAUCAAAUCAAUAUUGGAAUUUUCUUGGCUUAAUUUCUUGUGAGGUUUUUUUUUGGUUGAUCAGGUGAUUCAAGGGAUCAACUUUCUCGAUUGGGGGGUACUUUUUGUUGAUUUCAAAGAGAUGAAUUUCAGGAGCCUGGAGGACUUUUGGGCCUUUUAUGUGAAUCAGCACUCGAAACCAUCGACAAGACGCUGGCACUUUGCUGGCACACUCAUGAGUAUUGUGUUGUUUAUAUAUUCUAUGUUGUUUAACUGGUGGUUCUUGGUGUUUGUGCCAAUAUGUGGUUAUGGAUUUGCCUGGUACAGUCAUUUCUUUGUGGAAGGGAAUGUUCCUGCCACUUUUGGGCAUCCCUUUUGGUCCCUUUUAUGUGACUUCAGGAUGUUUGGGUUGAUGCUUACUGGGAAAAUGGAUAGAGAGAUCAAGAGGCUUGGAAAGAGACCUAUCUUACAGGGCUUCUGAGGGUUCUUAUGUAAAAACCUCCCCCCCCCCCCCUUCUUUCUGUUUAAUUCAUGAUACAAUUACUUGUAUUUCAUCUGUUUUCUAGGAUGCUGUCAGCUCUAGUUGAACUCUUGUUUUACAUCUUGCCUCUGACAAUGUUUAAUCACGUUUCUGUUAAACUUAUGAUGAAUAAUUGAGUAGAAUUGAUUGAUGAACACCGAUAA
Molecule: messenger RNA, 953 nt
Organism: Gossypium raimondii (Peruvian cotton)
Lineage: Eukaryota; Viridiplantae; Streptophyta; Magnoliopsida; Malvales; Malvaceae
Exons: 1
Coding region: 412-750 (112 amino acids)
Source: RefSeq, a predicted model, not a curated record